AGGAGUAGUUCGAAUAAAAAGAGAAUGAAUAGGGAUGAAAAUUUUCCCCUGAGCAAUAAUGAGAUAAGCGAUAAGAUUCCUCUUGAUACCCUAAUCUUGUGAAAUAGGUCUUCUUCAAUUCACAAAUCCCUCUUCUGCUUUUCAACAUCAAUUUACAACCAAUAUACAAAUGCCGAAUGUAAUCGAUGGAGUUGUUUCCUGGUUCCAGGAAAAGGUCGUCCAGCCGCUCGUCCUCAUCCUCAACAAGGGUGCGGAGCCCAAGCAAUUGGCGUUCUCUACUGCUCUUGGCUUUGCUUUGGGAGUAUUUCCUAUAUGCGGUGUUACCUUCUUUUUAUGUGCAAUGGCUAUAGCAUUGCUUGGAUCUCUCUGCCAUGCUCCAACUGUGAUGUUAGCUAACUUCAUUGCUACUCCAAUAGAAUUGAGUCUUAUGAUUCCAUUCUUACGCCUUGGUGAAGCUGUUACUGGUGGACCUCAUUUUCCCUUAAGUACUGAUGCUCUGAAAAAGGUCUUGACUGGUGAAGCAUCACGUGAUGUCCUGCAAAGCAUUUUCAACGCGUUGUUGGGCUGGUUCGUAGCAGCGCCAAUCAUGAUGGUUGUACUGUACAUAAUUCUUCUUCCUAUCUUUAAGAUUCUUGUUCGUAAGUUCAAUCCUGCACCAUAAUGAAAUGCCAAAGAAGCAGAUCAUUUGAUCUCAUUCCGAUGUGAAGCUCUCAUGAUAAGGUAUGUUUGAACAAUGGUGACUAACAGUUUCGAUCUUUGUAUAAGGACACUCUUCUAUAUGAUGUGUAGUUAAUUCCUUUGUAAAUCAGAAAUUGGAUCCUGGUUUGUUGUCAGGGGACCUGCUAUUUUUUUUUCUUUUAAAACAAGUCGAGUUAGAGUUGAAUAAGUGACAUUCCGCUUAAUAAAUAGAUAAAUAUGUUUGUUUAUAUUA
This is a messenger RNA of Impatiens glandulifera, 931 nucleotides long. RefSeq lists its product as uncharacterized. The transcript has 5 exons. Bases 170 to 661 code for a protein of 163 amino acids. Gene Ontology annotation, cellular component: intracellular membrane-bounded organelle. The record is from RefSeq and is a predicted model, not a curated record. NCBI's taxonomy places the organism in Eukaryota, Viridiplantae, Streptophyta, Magnoliopsida, Ericales, Balsaminaceae.